Messenger RNA from Anolis sagrei ordinatus, 6081 nucleotides. RefSeq names its product glucosamine (N-acetyl)-6-sulfatase (gene GNS). Gene Ontology annotation, molecular function: glycosaminoglycan binding; N-acetylglucosamine-6-sulfatase activity. Lineage: Eukaryota; Metazoa; Chordata; Lepidosauria; Squamata; Anolidae. Gene Ontology annotation, biological process: glycosaminoglycan metabolic process. The record is from RefSeq and is a predicted model, not a curated record.
AGCGAGGGGGCGGGGCUCGCGCUGCUCAGCGUCGCAGAAGAAGAAGAAGAAGAGGGAGGAGGAAAGCGGAGAAAGCGGAGGGCGCGCGCGCAUCUUUCUCUCGUGACGCGGGCGCGCGCUCGCUCUCUCUCCCUCCCUUCCUCAGGUGCGGGUCUCGUGCGCUCCUGCUCUUUUUCUCCCGACGCUGACAAGAUGGGGCCUCAAGACGCCGCUUCCUCCUCCUCCUCUUCGCCUCCCCUUUUCCGGCCCCGGCUGCUGCUUUUCGCCUUCUUGGCCCUUGGAACCGUCUGCGAGGCGUCCUCCGUCAGAGCCAGGAAGCCCAAUGUGGUCCUCAUCCUCACCGACGACCAGGACACCCAGCUGGGAGGAAUGACACCACUGAAAAAGACCAAUGCCCUCAUUGCAGAGAUGGGGAUGACAUUCUCAAAUGCAUAUGUGCCCAGUGCAUUAUGCUGUCCGAGUAGAGCCAGCAUCUUGACAGGGAAGUAUCCACAUAAUCACCAUGUUGUCAAUAACACUUUGGAGGGAAACUGCAGCAGCAAAUCCUGGCAGAAGAUUCAGGAACCAUAUACCUUUCCAGCUAUUUUGAAGUCUGUAUGUGGCUAUCAGACAUUCUUUGCUGGGAAGUAUUUAAAUGAGUAUGGAGCAGAAGAUGCAGGAGGAAUUGGCCAUGUUCCUCCUGGAUGGAGUUUUUGGUAUGCCUUGGAAAAAAAUUCAAAGUAUUACAAUUACACACUUUCAGUAAAUGGAAAGCCACGGAGGCAUGGUGAAAAUUACAGUGUUGAUUAUCUGACGGAUGUACUGGCCAACAUGUCAUUGGAUUUUCUUGAGUAUAAAUCCAACUUUGAACCAUUCUUUAUGAUGAUAGCAACUCCUGCACCUCACUCACCUUGGGUAGCUGCGCCCCAGUAUAAGAAGAACUUUGCAAAUGUCAGUGCUCCAAGAAACAGUAAUUUUAAUAUCCAUGGGAAGGACAAACAUUGGCUCAUCAGACAAGCAAAGACUCCAAUGACAAACUCAUCAAUACAAUUCCUAGAUGAUGCUUUUAGGAAAAGAUGGCAGACGCUCCUUUCAGUGGAUGAUCUGAUAGAAAAACUUCUGAAGAGGCUGGAAUUUCAUGGCGAAUUGGAUAAUACUUACAUUUUUUACACAUCAGAUAAUGGUUUUCAUACAGGUCAGUUUUCUUUGCCUAUUGACAAGCGACAGUUGUAUGAGUUUGACAUUAAAGUUCCAUUGCUGGUUCGAGGACCAGGAGUCAAAUCCAACCAGACAAACAAGAUGCUUGUGGCAAACAUUGAUUUGGGCCCCACUAUAUUAGAUAUUGCAGGCUAUGAUCUGAAUAAAACACAAAUGGAUGGCAUGUCAUUAUUGCCAUUAUUGAGAGGAGAUGCAAAUGUGACCUGGAGAUCAGAUGUUUUAGUGGAGUAUCAAGGAGAGGGACAUAACAGCACUGAUCCUACCUGUCCUGCUCUUGGCCCUGGUGUCACUCAUUGUUUUCCAGAUUGUGUUUGUGAAGAUGCAUAUAACAACACGUAUGCAUGUGUAAGGACACUAUCAUCUUCAUGGGAUUUGCAGUACUGUGAAUUUGAUGAUCGUGAGGUGUUCGUUGAGGUUUAUAACCUGACUGCAGAUCCACAUCAGAUUACCAAUAUUGCAAAAACAAUAGAUCAAGAAAUCUUAGAAAAGAUGAACUAUCGACUAAUGAUGUUGCAGUCCUGUUCUGGAACAACAUGCCGAACUCCAGGAGUCUUUGAUUACGGGUACAAAUUCAACCCACACCUGAUGUUCAGCAACCAUGGAAUUCAGACGCGCAGACUUUUUACCCGCUCAUUAUAGUUCUAACCUACUUGCUACAUGUGUCUGUUCUUUCAAAGUGACUGCAGAAGAUCUGCCUAAUCCACUCUGACUACAUCUGAAAGACUUGAUCAGCUGGCUAUGGGAGAAAAUAACCUCUCAAGCUGGUUGCCACCUUGUGCAAUACAUGUUUAUUAAAGACAUGGUCAGUCUAGUCCACCCAAAUCUGAUUACCACGUUAGUCUCAAAAAGUUUCACCCUGACAUGCAGUAUUAAUUUUUGACACGCAUCGAAUUUCCCCGCUUGAUGUAAAUGAAAGACCGAGGCUUAGCUUCUUAAGAGCUUACUCCAUGGAGAGGUGGUCGUAUGCUGGACCAGCUAUCUAGGCAGAGGCUACAGGCGGCCUUCUCCUAGUUACAGCCAGUACCUAAUAAGCUUUUAAGAGGAUUGGUUGCAUUUGUAUUCUGAAUCUAGUAUAAUUAAGUUAACCAGGGAGGUUGUCAUUCAUUUUCUUCUCAGCUUUUCAGGGCUCAGCUGGAAUUGCUGAUUAGAACUUGUGUGCCUGUUACUGUCAGAUGUUACAUUGGCCUGUUAUGUAUACAAUCAGCUCUGGCAUUCACUUCAGAACCAAGUCAACCCCUAAAGGAGCAUUUCCCCCCAAGAUGAAUGGCACAUUAGCAUCCAUCAUAUUUUUCUACAUUGUAUAGAAACUAACAGUUUUAAGUGUUACAGUUUAAUUGAACAGUUUGCAUUUUCAAAAGGAAAGUAAUAGCUAACAUCCUAAUGUUGUCUAUAUUCCAGGAAUGAGGUUCUACUGCCUCAUGUGAGAAGGUUGGUUGAGGAUUGUUUUAAAAAGAAAAGCGAACAGGUCUCAGUUUGCAUGAGGGAACUCUUGCAUCUUGAGAAUAUGGGAAAUCAUUUCUUUGGUACUGACUUGAAAAAACAGUUCAUUCCUUUCCAUUCUUGAGUAUCAUAUGCCUGUUUAUGAAUGUGGUAUUAGCAUUGCAUGGAUGUUUAGAAAUUAUCAGCAUUUUAAAAUCAGUAUCCAGAAAAGUUGUUUAAUUAUAAUACUUCUUGAUAGAAAUGUAUUUGGAUGCCAGGCCAAUGUCACUUGUGUGGUGUCUGUGUACUAGUAGUGCACAACCAGUAUAGAAGCUAUUCUGCAGGUUGGGGACCAUUUAUUUUGUAUACAUAUAAGCUGAUUUAUCAUUUAAGCAGAAUAUACACACAAGUAAGGAUAUCUGAGAACUCUUUCCUAAUACAGUUUUUUUUAACAGUUGUAGGCACUUAAUGUGAGUCCAAAGAAGGAAGUAUUAAUUGACUUUAUUUCCAGAAUGUUCUAAUAAUGCGCGCUGUGCCUGUGAACUCGAGAAGGAAAGCUGAGGAUAUAUCAGUUGUGUGGGUUUCAACAGUCAGGCGAGAAACAAACUUUAGUUUUCAGUUGGUCAUAGGCUGCUGUUUCAAGCCAAUUUAUAUAUUUCGGCAUGUUUGGCCGAUCUCAUUUGACUGCACCGUUUGAGUAUACGUAUAAGGCAUUAUUUGUAGGAAUGUGCUCACUGUGAACACUGCCUUGCAGCCUGGAUUUCUUUCUGCUAUAUAAGACUUUCCAUAUACAGAGGCAUUUUAAGACAGAUACAAUAUUGUGGUAACUGAUUCCCCAUUCAUAAUUUUGAGGUGAAGUUCCAUGGGAAAGCUAAACUGCUCACACCCUUAUAUGUUUGUAUUGGAUUCUAGGGACGCUUUUCAAAAUAUGUCUAUCUAGAUAUACAAAGUAAUUACAUCAGAAGUUGCAUGCAUUUCAAGGCGGUUUUUUCAUUCAGAAUACCUGCAAAGUUUAUGUUAUCUGACUGAUCUAAACAUUGAAAGGGGAUUAUGGAAUAUACAUGCAGCUUCCUUGUCUAAUGUUCAUGUACUCAGAUAAACGUACCAGAGUGUACAAUUUGAGGGGAAAUGACUGUGCAAAAAGAUGAGUGUCAGAAGAAUUCCUCUUGAGCAAAUAUCAGUUUGGGCAUUCACAAAUAAUGUGAAAGUUUCUUCAGAAGAAGAGCAAGAAAUUGGAAGGCUAGUUAUAUGUUUCUUGGAAGAUAAUAACCACUAGUUGCUUAAACAAACUUAUGAAUUUUUUUACUCGUGACUCAGAAGGAAGUAAUUGCUAUUGUUGCUGUGUAACAUUGACUAGGAUUAUUGGAAGUCAGAUUGAAAAUUUACAGAAGGUGUAAGACUAUUUUUCCUCUCAGGAGACAGUCAGUAGGACCAGGGAAGUGACAUGAGAUGGCGGGGAUGUGUGGUUUAAGAUUUGUGUACAAAAUUAAAUGCUUGAACAGGGCCUUACAGUGAACUCUGAUCCUGUGCAUGAAAGCACGGAAUCCGCAGUCCCCUAUUGAUAAACAUCUUCGCUAGUUUUAUUCUUUUAUUCAGAUUUCUCAAACUUUCAUUUUGUAUUACAACUGCAUUCCUUCUGGUUUACUGUUUACCCAAAUAAUUCAUGUUCUUAUAAACUAAAAAUGCAUGUCAGUUCUACUACUCAUAGCUAACUGAGUGUUUUUGGGAAGGGGAUUGAUCUAGUUUUCAGGAAAAGGUGUUAUUUUUUCUCUUCCUCCAUGUUUGAAUCUUCCACGGUAACUGCAAAUAUGACCCUGAAUAGUUUGGUAAGCCUAAGUAAUGAGUGAUCCAGCUUCUGAUUAUAGAUACAAGUGAUCCCCCCCCCCCCAAAUGUCAAUAAUAUGCUGUGUAUGGGUAGACUCAGAGAAGCAUUUAAAGUUAACAAACAAUGCUCCGUGUCUUGUUUAAAAACAUCCAUCCUAUAGAAAGUAAUCAUACAAGUCAGUGUAAAAGCCUACUAACAGGUAUUUACUCCCACUGUUGAAUUUUUCCAUAUCUGAUCUAGUUUCUCUUAAAUCAGUGGUUCUCAACCUGUGAGUCUCCAGGUGUUUUGGUCUUCAACUCCCUGAAAUCCCAGCCAGUUUAUCAGCUGUUAGGAUUUCUGGGAGUUGAAGACCAAAACAUCUGGAGACUCACUGGUUGAGAACCACUGUCUAAAAUAUUACGACAGCUGAAAUUCACCAAUUCAUUUCUCACAAAUACCCAAUGCACUUAUGAACAAGGCAAUGUUCAGUUCAGGGAAAGUCUAGAAUUUGUAAGAUGGAACUGAAGAUUGCUCCGAAAUACAUGUCACGCUUUUCCAUUUUGGUCUUUAAAAGAUUUCUUACAUUUUAAAUCCAAUUAACUUGUAUCUUAAAAUGGGUUGGUAAAAAAAACUUUUAAAUAUUGUUUCCAGAGAGAAAGACAAAUGGAUUUGGGUUUCAUACCCCAAUGAGACCCAUCUCCAAUCCUUGCUGCUGAAAACUUAAAAUACAAUGGUCCUAAUCACUUUUUUGCAGAAACGAAGAUUACAAAUGGUCCUAUCUUAUGUGCUCUAGUGGGCAAGAUCUUUCAUAUCAUUGCACUUUACCACAAAAGAGCUAUCCAGUUGUUGGAUACCAACAGAGGCCUUACAGAGUAUUAGUCUUAAAGAAAACGUAGUUAUAUUCACACUUACAUUUUACACAAAGACCUGCUUGACAGUAACAUGGCAACAAAUCACGCCAUGUCAAAAUGGAUAGGAAUUAAAGUGUGUGACAGGCAGGUGUGCACACAACUGCUCUCCACAAUGGAGCAGCUGUAAUGUAACAGAAGUAGCCCUGAGUUGACUUCAGUUCUAAAUGCGAUCUUGUUAUCUGUUUGGUUUUGUCUUGUUGUUUUGAUAACCAGUAAGUAAGUUUUAUUAAUUAAAGUGAAACAAUAUGUCUUAGCGAGCGAUUUUUUAGGGGCAAGUGAUGCUUAAAGAAUGCUUCCCUAGACUACAUUAACAUAAGAUGUGUAUCCUGUUUUUUAAAAAGCCCUUUCAAUUGGUCAAAAUGCAAAUUCUUUAUAAAAAAAAAAAUCAUCCUGAAAGUCUACCUAUUUGAUGACGCACAGAGGAAUAGACAGCUGUUGCACCUAUUUGGUUUUUUAAUGCUUGUGAUAGGCAGCUUUCAUUGGUAUUUGCUUUUUCCUCUUUACUGUACAACAGAAAAGGUAAUAUCUAGAAUAAGUAUUGUUCCAACGCUGUCGGCAGAUGAAAUUGGUCAGUCAUCUUCAUCAGUAACUGUAUUUCUAUUCCUGAUGUGUUCACUCAAUGCAGUAUGACAAACUGUUCACAUCUGUUUUCUAACUCAUGAAUCAUAGUGUUUUGUUUAGGAAGUGCCCUUUGAAGAACCCUGUAUUAUUGCUGCACUUUUCAGUGAUUAAAAUUCUGUCUACAAGAAA